Caenorhabditis remanei is the source of this 993-nucleotide messenger RNA. RefSeq lists its product as uncharacterized. The record is from RefSeq and is a predicted model, not a curated record. The transcript is spliced from 3 exons. The coding region runs from base 1 to 993 and encodes 330 amino acids. Gene Ontology annotation, biological process: protein deubiquitination. Gene Ontology annotation, molecular function: deubiquitinase activity. NCBI's taxonomy places the organism in Eukaryota, Metazoa, Nematoda, Chromadorea, Rhabditida, Rhabditidae.
AUGGAAGUGAUGGGAACUACGGCGAAGAGAAAAACGCCGGUUCGACUGAAUGUCUAUGAUAUGUAUUGGCUGAAUGACUACGCCUCCAACAUCGGUGUCGGCAUCUUUCAUUCGGGCAUCGAGAUUUUUGGUGUUGAAUACGCAUACGGAGGUCACCCGUACCAAUUCUCGGGAGUCUUUGAAAACUCGCCACAAGACGCCGAAGAGCUCGGCGACACAUUCAAAUUCAAAGAGUCGAUUGUCGUUGGGGAGACGGAUCAAAGCAGUUCAGAAAUCCGUCGUCUCAUCAAACAACUCGGCGACGAAUUCCGCGGCGAUCGCUAUCAUCUGAUAUCUCGAAAUUGUAAUCAUUUUAGUGCGGUGCUCGCGCGUAAACUGACUGGAAAAGAAAUUCCCGGAUGGAUUAACCGGCUGGCGAAUCUGAGUGGAAGUAUUCCGUUCCUUGAGAAAUGUAUUCCACAGGAAUGGUUGACUCCGAUUGUGUUACAAGCGUCUGUCGACGAGAAGAAGCGAGGAUCCGUCGAUUCGGCUGAAGAGGCGACAGAGAAACUUGUGGUGAGAUCGUUGAAUGACUCGCGUACGACAAUAAUCGAUAAUCGAACCGCCAAUGGUGCCAUCAUAAUGUCAACGUCCUCAUCAGCAAAUUCUGAUCGUAUCUGUAUGUCUCCAUCAUCUUCUUCUUCCUCUUCAUCUUCAUCUUCCGCCGCCUCCUCCUGUGAUACACUUGAAUACGACGAUCGUCUUAUCAUGAGAACCUCCUCAUCCCAAUACCCGAAUGAGAAGAAGUCUCGAAGCAACUCACCGCCCAUCUUUCGCUUCUGGAACACUAUCAAGAAUACGAUUAACGGCGGUGCGGCGCCACUGCCGACUGGUACCGCGACGGUCAUUCCGGCGUCGGCGGCGUCGAGUAUUGGGAAGGCGAGCAGUCCGAGUAAUGGGACGGGUAAUGGACUUGGAGGAGGAGGUGGAGGAAAGUAUUCUUCUGAUUGUUAG